This is a messenger RNA of Coregonus clupeaformis (lake whitefish), 2558 nucleotides long. Its product is annotated as BTB/POZ domain-containing adapter for CUL3-mediated RhoA degradation protein 1. Gene Ontology annotation, molecular function: ubiquitin-protein transferase activity; protein binding. Bases 267 to 1247 code for a protein of 326 amino acids. Lineage: Eukaryota; Metazoa; Chordata; Actinopteri; Salmoniformes; Salmonidae. The transcript has 7 exons. The record is from RefSeq and is a predicted model, not a curated record. Gene Ontology annotation, biological process: negative regulation of Rho protein signal transduction; protein ubiquitination; proteasome-mediated ubiquitin-dependent protein catabolic process. Gene Ontology annotation, cellular component: Cul3-RING ubiquitin ligase complex.
GGACGCUUACGCUAAUCUUGUCGAUGAUGUUAGCUAAUCAAGCAAGCUGAACAUGUCAAAAUGACCACGUCCUAAUUAACCACAGUAUUUCCCUAAUUAGUACAACUAGCUAGCAACCUAGUUAAGUGUUGUUGUUUUUUCCGUUGGCGUUGUUUUAAAUUCACAUUUUAAUAGCAUUGGAGAUUUGGAACCACCACAAUAGUUAAUCGCUAACGUUAGCUAGCAAGUCGGCUAGCCUGGAACUUCUGUAACUGCAAGCGCGCCUGAUGUCUGCCGAGGCUUCUGCAGGGAGUGUGGCAGCUGCCUCCGUCCCCGCCACCAAGUCGUCUGGCUGGGGCAGCGAGGAGAAGGGGGUUGGAGGGGGUCUUGCGGGGAGUAAAUAUGUGAAGCUGAAUGUUGGGGGCUCCCUGCAUUACACCACGGUACAGACCCUGAGUAAAGAGGACGGCCUACUAAGGAGCAUGUGCAAUGGAGGAGCAGAGGUCACCAUAGAUUCAGAGGGCUGGGUAGUGUUGGACAGGUGUGGUCACCAUUUUGGCUUGGUGCUGAACUUUAUGCGGGACGGCUCGGUACCGCUUCCAGAGUCCCACCGAGAGCUGGAGGAAGUUCUGAAGGAAGCUCAGUACUACAGGGUGCAGGGACUAGUCCAGCACUGCACCUCUGCCAUGCAGAAACAAAGGGACGUCUAUGAGGGGGUAUGCCGCAUUCCCAUGAUUACCUCAGCCAAAGAAGAACAGAGAAUGAUAACCACCUGCAGGAAGCCUGUAGUAAAACUACAGAACAACAGAGGGAACAACAAGUAUUCAUACACCAGUAACUCGGAUGACAACCUGCUGAAAAACAUUGAGCUGUUUGAUAAACUGGGGCUGCGCUUCAACGGGCGUGUCCUGUUUGUCAAGGACGUGCUCGGGGACGAGAUCUGCUGCUGGUCUUUCUACGGUGAGGGCCGCAAGAUCGCAGAGGUGUGCUGCACGUCCAUUGUCUACGCCACUGAGAAGAAACAGACCAAAGUGGAGUUUCCUGAAGCGCGCAUCUUUGAGGAGACCCUCAACAUCCUCAUCUAUGAGAAUGGGCGUGGUUCUGGCCCGGGAGGCGUGGCCCUUUUGGAGUCGUCAUCACCUGGGGCCAGCCAAUCCGAGGAGGAGUGGGCCAGCGCAGGGGACCGAAGGGUGAGGAGGAUCCACGUGAGGAGGCACAUCAUGCACGACGAGAGAGGACACGGCCAACAGACUGUGUAUAAGGACUGAGAAGAAAUUAUGAACUGUGGGGGUAAGGAGAGGAUGAAGAGAGGGAGGGUUGUUUGGCGGCAGGGUGUUUGCAUGGAGAGGUUAGGGUGGAUGUUUAGUAGGGGGGGUGGGACAGGUUCUUAUAAGGAAGGAGGUGUGUGGAUGCUUAUUACCAAGGACUGCAAUAUAUAUAUACAAUUUUUUUUUUUUGCCUGAUCGGAAAACAAAGAUGGGACUAUUACACUAAUCAACGUGCACACAUUGGGGAGAAGGGUAGAGAGAAUUGGACCAAAGCAUAGGUCUGCAAAUACCUAAGGGCCAGUUGGGGCUAUCUCCCGACCAGGCUUGGGUGGUGGGAAUGUGACUGGAAGAUGGAGGGUUUCGCUGGUUCAACUAAGGUACUUUAACUCUGCACUAAAAGGGAACAGGGAGGGUGAAGUGGGGUGGUGAUAGUAGGUUAGAGGAAACGUGACUGCGGAGCAUCUGCUGGAUGUUUAUUCCUUUUGAAUUGAUUACUGUUGUAUUUGUCUCUUUAUUUGUUAUUAUUUUGUUAAUUUGUCCUUUUUUUUAUAUAACUUUAAAUAAAUUAUUUAUUAUUUAUUCUGUAUAGAUGUUGGUGGGGAUUGUGUGAGUGGUGAGGUGCUGAAAAAAUGUUUUGACCAGUUUACACACUGAUCGCUUUCUGAACCGACACUUGAUGCCAUGCUCAUCCAAUAUGUUGAGGCAAUGUGACGUAUGGCCAUGUCAUGUUUAACAGCCAUGUGAGUUCAUGUUGACACAUUGACGUGCUUAAACCAUGUUUUAAUAUUUUUGUCCAUGAUGCUACCGUGCCUAAUUGAAACAGGAUUUCAUGUUGGGUCUGAUGGUGAAAUCAGGCUUUAUUUGGCUGUCUAAAAAUCAUUUUGAUUAAGUCUUGGUAUUCAAUUUGGUACAUAUUCCUUUGUCACAGUAAAGUCUGAUCACAAAAAGGGAAGGCCAUUUUUUUCCCCAGGUGAAAUGUAAGAGGUGAUCUGAACCUGGGAAGUGUUUUUGUAUGUCCCAAUGGUUAUUAUUGGACACUUGUUAACCCAUAGACGCAAGUAAUAUGGCAGGUAAAUCUCACAUCCUAAUCCUAGAAAAAAAUGCUUGGGGCAGUCCUGGAAUAAAACGCAUUUGCAAAUGUUUUUUGAAUCCAGGACUAGGGGCGUAAUCUGGGUCUAGGAAACGGCCCAUAAUGUCUGCCAAGAUGCGCAAAACAUAUUUUUUCGUAAAAUGUUCUUUAUGAUAUUGUAACUGUCUGUGGUUUCGAUAUUUUAUGGACCAUCAACAUUCUCAAUAAAAGUCUAAAACCUG